AUGGCAAAGUCACUACGUUCAAAGGUGAAGCGGGCAUUUCGCACUAAAAAACGCACAGAAGGCGUAUACGCGGCAACGGACGCCGCUCGUCUCAACAGGUUAAAUGCUAAACUCGCUGGUGUUAUCAACAAGCAGCAUAAGGAAGGCAGUGAGGUCGAUGAUGGUCUCGAAACAUCAAAACUAGAUGGCCAAGGUAACCCAGCACUCUGUGCUACACCUCAUGGAGAUACGAUGGAUCUGGACGGGUCAGAACAGGCACAAACGAAUCCAGAGGCAUCUAAUCAUGUUUCCACUCACGGUCCCCGUGGUUCACGGCGGGAAGAAUGGCGGAAAUCAAAGGGAAUGGAUCCCGUACCAAAACGAAAGGGCAUGAAUCGCCAGGGGGAGUUGGCAGCACGGAGGAGAGCCGGGAGACCUUCACGGCGGAGAUGA
Messenger RNA from Pisolithus orientalis, 432 nucleotides. RefSeq lists its product as uncharacterized. The transcript is spliced from 3 exons. The record is from RefSeq and is a predicted model, not a curated record. The coding region runs from base 1 to 432 and encodes 143 amino acids. Gene Ontology annotation, cellular component: preribosome, large subunit precursor. NCBI's taxonomy places the organism in Eukaryota, Fungi, Basidiomycota, Agaricomycetes, Boletales, Pisolithaceae.